AUCUCACGCGGUAUGCAUUGUGAUGGAGUAUAGUGCGUAGAGCUAAUUCGGCCUAUCGUAUUAUUGUGCAUUGAUUUACGUUCAAUAUGUAACCGCGACGAAAGAAAAUUAGAGGAAAUACUCGCCGUAUCCGGUAGGAUAAAUUACCCCUAGGGGUGGGGUCAAGUGAUUCCAAGCUGUCAUUAAUUGCAAACAAAUUGACAGGUAAUGUCAAUCGCGUGAGAGACAAUUACACAGCGUUGUCAUGACUCGACCUAUUGUGCCAAGCCAGCAGAAGCUGGCUGAGAAGCUGAUUAUUUUGAAUGACAGAGGUAUUGGUAUGCUAACACGCAUUUACAAUAUUAAAAAAGCCUGUGGUGAUGCCAAAUCAAAGCCUGCCUUCCUCUCCGACAAGGCAUUAGAGUCUUCCAUCAAAACGAUCGUCAGGAAGUUUCCUAAUGUUGAUAUAAAGGGAUUGCAGACCAUUACAAAUAUUCGUAACGAGAUCAUCAAGUCCCUGUCAUUAUACUAUUACACAUUUGUCGAUCUGCUGGAUUUUAAGGAUAAUGUGUGUGAACUUUUGACAACUAUGGACGCAUGUGGUGUUCACAUGGAUAUCACAAUUAAUUUUGAUUUGACCAAAGGGUAUUUAGAUCUUGUAAUCACAUAUGUCAGUUUGAUGAUUCUUUUGUCCAGAGUCGAAGAUCGCAAGGCGGUGCUAGGGCUCUUUAACGCAGCCCAUGAGAUGGUGCACAGCCAGUCUGAUUCUAGCUUUCCUCGUUUGGGACAAAUGAUUAUGGAUUAUGACGCUCCACUGAAGAAGCUCUCAGAAGAAUUUGUACCGCAUUCUAAAUUAUUGAAAAAUGCUUUGACUUCUUUGUGGGCGGUAUAUCCUGGUAGGAACUUGUCUGCUGAUACAUGGAGAGCUGAUCAAAAAUUGAGUCUUGUCGGUAGUCCUGGCCAGAUACUCAAGGCAGCAGCAACAGACACCAUGUCCUGCGAAACACUGAGCUUGGAUAGAAUCGAGAGAUGGGUGAUUCUUGGAUUUUCUCUUUGUCAUACGUUUUUGAGUCAGGAACAGCCAAGCAAACUGUGGAUCACUGCUCUAGAAUCCAGUUGGGUAUUGGCAUUAUUUAGAGAUGAGGUAAUUUAUAUACAUCAGUAUAUCCAAACGUUCUUUGAAGGGAUGAAAGGAUAUAGUAAAAGAGUAUCAGAGGUGAAAGAAUGUUACAAUCAAGCAGCACAAAAAGCUGGCUACAAACACAGGGAAAGAAGAAAAUUCUUAAGGACCGCUUUGAAGGAAUUAGGUUUAAUUUUAACGGACCAGCCUGGUCUUCUAGGACCAAAAGCAUUGUUGGUCUUGAUGGGUCUCUCCCACGCAAGAGACGAAGUGUUGUGGCUUCUAAGACAUGGAGACAAUCCACCUACUCAAGGUAAAAGUAAAGGACGAGGCAGCGAGGAUUUGGUGGAUCGCCAGUUGCCCGAAUUGCUCUUCCAUUGCGAAGAACUGCGCGCGUUAGUAAAGAAAUAUUCUCAGGUGCUUCAAAGGUAUUACGUCCAAUUUCUCUCAGGAUUCGACGCUCCUGCUCUACAUCAAAUGAUACAAAAUCUUCCGGUUUGUCCUGAGGAUGAAGGGGCUAUCCUUAGUGAUAUGUGUUCAACUAUAGCUAGUCUGACUGUAAAGCAAGUCGAAGACAAUGAAUUGUUUGAUUUUCGUGCCUUUCGACUGGAUUGGAUUAGGCUGCAGGCCUACAUGUCUAUCGCGAAAUGCAAUAUGAAUCUGGCUGAUAACAGAGAAUUAGCUUCCUUCAUGGACACUGUAAUCUUCCACACGAAAAUGGUCGACAACUUGGAUGAGAUGCUGGUCGAGACGUCCGAUUUAUCUAUUUUUUGUUUUUACAGCAAAAUAUUCGAGGAUCAAUUCCAUAUGUGUCUUGAGUUUCCCGCUCAGAAUCGAUAUAUCGUAGCGUUUCCGCUGAUAUGCAGUCACUUCCAAAGUUGCACCCACGAACUUUGUCCGGAGGAGCGUCAUCACAUUCGCGAAAGAAGCCUUUCCGUCGUUAAUAUGUACCUGGACGAAAUGGCCAAAGAAGCUAAAAAUAUUAUCACGACCAUUUGCGACGAGCAGUGUAACAUGAGCGACAAACUGCUGGCGAAGCACUGCGCCUUGUUAAUCUCACAAGUCGUCAAUCGCAAGAAAAAGGACAAGAACAAGAAGAAUAUGUACGAAAUUCACAAGCCCGGUAUAGAGAGCUAUCGAAAGACCCGUGAAGAAUUGACGACGAUGGAUAAGCUGCAUAUGGCGCUUACGGAAUUGUGUUACGCCAUCAACUAUUGUCCCACCAUUAAUGUCUGGGAAUAUACUUUCGCGCCAAGAGAAUAUCUGCAUCAACAUCUGGAGUCACGAUUCGCUAGGGCGCUGGUGGGUAUGGUCAUGUACAAUGCUGAUACUAGCGAGAUAGCCAAGCCGUCUGAGCUCUUUGUCAGCGUUAGAUCCUAUAUGAACGUCCUUCAGACCAUCGAGAAUUACGUGCACAUAGACAUCACGCGCGUCUUCAACAACGCUCUUCUCCAGCAGACUCAAGAGUUAGACAGCCACGGCGACAAGACCAUAGCCGCGCUCUACACGCAAUGGUAUUCGGAUGUUCUGUUGAGGCGAGUUAGCGCCGGCAAUAUUUGCUACUCUGCGAAUCAACGGGCAUUCGUCAGCCUGUCGGUGGAAGGUGCCAUCCCAUUUAACGCCGAGGAGUUUUCCGACAUUAACGAGCUGAGAGCGUUGGCGGAACUGAUAGGUCCGUACGGCAUGAAGAUGUUGAAUGAAAAUCUCAUGUGGCACAUCGCCAGUCAAGUACAACAAUUGAAGAAGCUGGUAUCCAGCAACAAGGAUGUACUGAUCACUCUGAGAACGAAUUUUGACAAGCCAGAGGUGAUGAAGGAGCAAUUCAAGAGGCUGCAACACGUAGACAAUGUUCUCCAACGAGUUACCAUAAUCGGCGUGAUUCUGAGCUUCCGACAGUUGUCGCAAUCGGCAGUGGUCGACGUGUUGGAGGAACGCAUACCAUUUUUACUGAGUUCUAUAUUGGAUUUCAGACACCAUCUGCCAUCCGGCGAUCCCAUGCGCGUCGUCUCCGAGAUGACAUCGGCUGCAGGCUUGACUUGUAAGGUCGAUCCCACCUUGACGACUGCGCUACGAAAUCAGAAGCCCGAGGUAGAGGAGGACGAGCACUUGCUCGUUUGCUUGCUGAUGGUUUUCGUGGCGGUUUCCAUCCCGAAAUUGGCUCGGAACGAGAAUUCUUUCUACAGAGCGUCACUAGAAGGCCACUCCAACAAUAUACAUUGCAUGGCCACUGCGAUAAACAAUAUAUUCGGAGCGUUGUUCACGAUUUGCGGGCAGAAUGACAUAGAAGAUAGAAUGAAGGAGUUCCUCGCUCUGGCCUCGUCGAGUUUAUUGAGAUUGGGCCAAGAAGCUGACAAAGAAGCGACUCGAAACAGAGAGUCCGUUUAUCUUCUGCUUGAUCAAAUAGUCCAAGAAUCUCCAUUCCUGACGAUGGACUUAUUGGAGAGCUGCUUCCCAUAUGCACUCAUACGCAAUGCAUAUCACGAUGUGUACAAGCUCGAGCACUCGCAGCAGUGAGCUCAACGGCGAAAUUGCGAAAAAGACGAGGUGCUGCAUUUUUAACUUUGCCACUCAGGGCCAUUUUUUACGUCCACUUGUAACAUCAGAGGCAAUCAUGAAGACUUUGCUAAUAUAUAUCGAGCCGAGAGAUAAUUUUGCGAAUGAAAUUUAGUUUCCGGCUACAUGGCAUCGAUGAAAAAGUACAAGCAUAUAUACGUCAACGGAAGAACGAAAGAAUGGUGAACGUAUACGUACGGUUGUUUGAAAAUUGAUAACAUCGAUAAGCUAUUCCUCGGCAUUUUAACAGAAUGGCGCAAGCUCAUAUUGUAAUACAUUUUAACGAUUUUCUUACGCUGCUUGCGACAAAAGUCACAUGCAACGUUAUUAGAAUCUGUGUUUUUCUUGACCAUUUAUGUAAUUGAAUCUGUCUUUAUCUUGUCGAAAGUAUCUUUAUCGAGGAAAAUUAAUCAAUGAACAAUCGAGAUUCACGGACUUUCGUAAUUCGAAAUGAUGCAUUUUGUAAUGUACAGUGCAUUUUGUAAUGUACUGUACAUUUUGUAAAGUACAGUAUUCUCUUAUUUACAUUUUUAACAUCCGGCUUGAAAUAUUCGUUAGUUAUGUAACUGCAUAUCUUAAAUUCCAGCAUUGUUAUGACUUUGUGUCAAAGAAUUUUUCUAUUGCACGGGAAUGCAUCAUAAGCUCCCACGACUUCAAGCUAAAGAUCGCGAUAUUCAUGUAUCACCCAGUAGGUAUAUCAUCACUUACCCACUAUGACUUUUUAAUGUACAAUUGUAACUUUUACAAUAGUUUAUAUAAUAAAUAAAACUAUGUGUAAAACAA
Messenger RNA from Linepithema humile (Argentine ant), 4435 nucleotides. RefSeq names its product Nck associated protein 1 Hem (gene Hem). NCBI's taxonomy places the organism in Eukaryota, Metazoa, Arthropoda, Insecta, Hymenoptera, Formicidae. The record is from RefSeq and is a predicted model, not a curated record. Gene Ontology annotation, biological process: cell projection assembly; cell morphogenesis; neuron projection morphogenesis. Gene Ontology annotation, cellular component: SCAR complex.